Molecule: messenger RNA, 1316 nt
Organism: Ceratosolen solmsi marchali
Lineage: Eukaryota; Metazoa; Arthropoda; Insecta; Hymenoptera; Agaonidae
Product: mutS protein homolog 5
Exons: 8
Coding region: 1-1278 (425 amino acids)
Biological process (GO): chiasma assembly; mismatch repair
Cellular component (GO): nucleus
Molecular function (GO): mismatched DNA binding; ATP-dependent DNA damage sensor activity; ATP binding
Source: RefSeq, a predicted model, not a curated record
AUGCCGAUAGUCCACGGUCUUGGAAUACACAGUGUAUUUCUUCGUUUACCAAUAACUUUAUCAUCUAUUUCACCACAAAAUUUACAGUCUUUACCAUCUGAAAUUGAAAAUUGUCAUUUGGUAUAUAUUCCUGAAGUAGGUUAUGUUAUUGCUGUGACAAAAUGGAGAAUAUUAUUAAAUUAUAGAACUAUUCCAAGUAUACAGUACAAAUUUUCAGCAAAUGGCGUUGAUUAUUUUAAAAGUACUCUCACUACAGAGUUGGAUCGAGUUUUAGGAGAUGUAAAUAAAAAAAUAAGGAAAAGAUCAGCGCGAAUAAUAUUGAAAUUAUCACAUUAUAUUAAAUACUAUUCGGAAGGAAUUUCAGACGCUAUUAAAAAAUGCGCUGAAUUAGAUGCUCUCAUAUCGUUUUAUCAAGUUGCUCAUAAUCAACAUUAUGUGAGACCACAAAUAGUAAACGAACACAAAAUUUUAAUUUACGGCGGUCGUCAUCCAUUAAUUGAACAAACAACAACAUUUAUUCCAAAUGAUACACUAUCUGAAAAUAAUGAAAAUUUGAUCAAAAUCAUUACAGGACCAAAUAGUUGUGGAAAAAGUACUUUUAUUAAGCAAACGGCACUAAUUGUAUUUAUGGCUCAUAUAGGUAGUUAUGUACCAGCAAAAUUUGCAACAAUUGGAUUACUAUCUCACAUAUAUACUAAAAUUACAUGUUCUGAAAGUAUAUCUCUUCAAUCUAGUUUUUUUUUGCAAGACAUACGACAAGCUAGUAGAGCAUUAUCUUCUUCAAGUAAAAAGUCAUUAAUCAUUAUUGAUGAAUUUGGAAAAGGCACAUCUAAAAUGGACUCGAUUGCAUUAUUAUCUGCAAUAAUAAUUGAAUUUAUAAAUAAAGGUACUGAAUGUCCUCACGUUUUAAUAGUAACAUAUUUUUGUGAGAUUUUCGAAUGGAUCCCUGAAAGCAAUUUAGUUAAGUUCCAGACGUUUGAGUUUCUAAUGGACAAAAAUAAUGUAUUAUUUUUAUAUCGACUGAUUAAAGGCCAAAUGACUUGUAAUUAUUCAUUUGUUGUUGCACAGAUAACAUACUUAAAUAAUUAUAUUUUUAAUUUUGCUAAAGAGAUACAGAUGACAUUACAGUUUGGAGAAGCACCACCACGCCCAAAUGAUUUUCGUAGAAAGGAAUUGUCACUAGCCAGUAUUAAUGCAUUAUUUUCAUCUGAAACAGUAAUUGUUUUGACUGAUCUAAAAGGCUUAGUACUAGAUCUAAUGGGAGAUCAAACUACUUAAUUAUAUAAAAAUUAAUUUAAAUAAAAUAUAUAUUAUUU